GUGGUACGGACGGAAAUGGUAGCUAGGCGCAAGCACUAUCUAGCUAGCAUGCAGGGCAUAGCAACAGACAACAAGAUGGCGGAGACAGCGACGAUGGUGCGGUCGGAAGCGAUGGAGCCGGCUUGUUUGAGAUGGUCUAGUCAGCAAGUCGCAGACUGGAUGGCAGAUCUUGGUUAUCCUCAAUAUAGGGAGUGCUUCACAGCGAAUGCAAUGGAUGGUCGUAAGCUCAUUUUAGUUGACGCAUCUCAUCUUCCUUCGCUUGGCAUUACAGAUUUUGAGCACAUCAAGCAUAUCUCCAAGAGUGUGAGAGACCUACUAGAUAUUGAGGAGCCCUACUGGAAUCGCAGUAUCUCCCUGCCUCACCGGGAGACCAUGGGCAUGUACCUGGAGCGGAAGAGCAUCACCGGCCCCAAGGCCGACAGCCUGACGUAUGUCAAGUACCUCAAGGAGGUCAAGAAGGAAGAGCUGGCCAAGAAUGGCACCAAGAGGUAGACGCCGGUGGUCAAGUGGAAGGGUUUAGAAUCGGGGCCUCUAUGGGGGCGCAUUUCACUCACGCACAGCAGUUUUGGAGGGGCUUGUAUUGUUCUUGUGCAGAUCCAGUGAGAAUCACCGGCAUCUACAGUGAGUGAAGUGCACCCUAACUUAGUAGGAUAAGAGCAGGGUGAGAACCUAAAUCCAAAGGGGGAAGCCUUGGCCAGAUGCAAGGAAGUAUUUAAAAAGAUGUUUAUUAAAAUGUUGCAAAACCUUGAAAAGUUUGUACAGGAUUGGCCUGGGAUCAAGCAUUCCCAUUUUUAGCCUUAAAACCCGACUUCGGACAAAAAUCAAGUGAUUUGAACUGGCACAAGGCACACAUUGUUAUGGAAAGUGGCCCUGGCCUGCAGCCAAUGACUUCCUUGGGUGGAGGUGUUAGCAUCAGCCUGAGCCAAGUGAUUCAAACAAGGCCUUGUAAAUACGGAAACGGGCUGCCGUCUCAGAGAAUCUGGGUUUUCAUUGGCUGCUUUUCACUCUCAUCAAUCCCUCCAUUCCUAAUUGUCAAAGUGCUCAAUAACGCUACAUGGGGUGCACUCGAGUAGCUUCAACGGGCAACCCUGACCUGACAAUGGUCGUUAAUCCAAAAAGCAAGACUGUGGGGACAAAGUUGAGCCCGAGUUGAGCCCGAAUCAACCCUUAAAAGCUAUUCGAAUGCACCUAUGGUCAGCAGCUCCCGUGUGUGCUGGUGCAAAAUCUUUAAAUUAACUUGCACCCCCGAAAACAAAUGUCUUGGCAUUCUGGUUGAUUGUGAAUUCCUGUUUAAAGCUCUGUGGCCCUGCAGAAUAAUUUCUCCCCCAGCCUUCUAUUUCUCACCCAACUGUUGAAUUAAAGCUACUUUGGGAGGGAAGUUGGUUGGACCAUACUCAACAUGUAGUGCUAUAGCUAUUUCUAGGUUAACAGUUUGAAAUAGGAAGUUAAAUCGGCAACGUGAUUGUGUGUGCUAACAAGUGGUGUAAGGAGUAUUUUUGUACCUUUUUUACAUAGUAUAACAAAUUCUGGGUAUUUAUCCAAAGAUACCUACGUUGCUGCCAUGCAAGCCUCCCGAGUCCUGACCUUGAGGACUUCUGUUUGUGUCACUGUAUUGUGCACUGAAUGAAAUUGGUUUCAAUGGAAUUAUAUUAGAAGUAUUGAGAAUAUGCAUGAAUGCGUUUGAUAAUUUCAUCAUGUUACGAGACCUCUGCUUGCAUUUACAUAUUUCAUAUCAAUAGAGAAAGAUUAUUUGUCUGUAAAUCUUUGGUAUGACAAAAAUUUGCUUUCACAGUUUUCAUCAAAUACGUUUCGUGAAUUUGAAGCAAGUUGCAAUGUAGUACAUGUACAAGGAUUUUUUGUAAUUACCAGUUAAAUCAGAUUAUAUACUUGCAAUACCAUCUGGAAAGGUUUACAGUUUGUGUGAUUGUCGUAAUUUUAUGAAAAUUUGACAGUUUUUCAUUCAAAGUGGUUUAGUAGUUAGAAUGUAUCAUGGCACAUGUAAUUUGGAACUGAAUGUCAGACCUAAUAACCAUUUUCUGAACUUCUUUACUCCCUACCAGUACUCUGUUGUCCCUCCCUUCCUGACCCCCUCCCUUCCAUUUGUAGGCCACACCCCUCAUUUAAAACCACACGCUCAAGUUAUUGAUUCAUUUACCUAUUUAUUUUAUUUAUUGUUCUCAGAGACAAGUCUAAUUAUGUUGAGAACUUCAAUUUGUUUUUAUUUACAAGCAUUUGUUUUUGAUCGUAAGAAAAAUUUUUUCACCUUUGUGACUGUGUCAUUUUUACUUGUAGGAAAACUAUUUAAAAGAUGUAACUUUAAUCACUUAACUUGAACGCAGUAAAUAAAAUAGGGACCAAUACUCUUAAUUAUUCACAUUUGGUCUGUCACUUUUAAAACCUUUAUACAAGGUUUUAAAUAAGACAGGAGUGAGAUAAAGGGGAGACUUUAACAAGUUAGUCAGUACAAUUGAUAUGGACUUGAUAUGUAACAAAUUAUUUUACUUGGCUUGAAUGGUCAUAUAAAGUAUAAUUUAUGCACAUUUCAAGAUAAGUUUAUUUUUGUAAAGAACUCUCUGUCAUCUGUGCUGAACAAAAUUGUGCGAGUGUUAAAUAAACCAAAGCUGUAAAUUUCAUUGAGAAAUAAAAACCUCUCUUUUUUAAAGAAAAC
Acanthaster planci (crown-of-thorns starfish) is the source of this 2668-nucleotide messenger RNA. RefSeq names its product sterile alpha motif domain-containing protein 15-like. Lineage: Eukaryota; Metazoa; Echinodermata; Asteroidea; Valvatida; Acanthasteridae. Gene Ontology annotation, molecular function: protein binding. The record is from RefSeq and is a predicted model, not a curated record.